CCGCGGUGUUGUUGAGACAGUCGGUUGCUUGGCAACAUUACUUCGUGAAAGAUUUUUUCCGCUCGUAGAAUCCUCUAAGUUUGCUUGUUUCUCUUAUGUACCUAAAAGCUUUUUUUAUGUAAAGUACGGUAGUGGCUGUCAGACAUUGCUAAAUUCGGCUGUAGCGGGAGUGAAAACAGUCAUGAUUCAUGGAUGUGGUUUAACUUCGUGAAAACCGCGGGCUGAAAAAGUGAUAAACCUGGAUUUAACGAACGUUAACGUCAGAAAUAUCAGGAAACCUGUUGUGUGCUGCAGACGGACAUUGUAACAUCGUUAACGUUACUGCUAUGUGCGCUGUUGUGUUGGAGCUAACGUUACGGUAACUUGAGGGUAUACCGUUAACGUUAGUUAAUGGCAAAGGGAGAGCAGCUAAGUUAAGAUGCCUGUGAGAAAUUCCACCCUCGACACCUUACCUGCAGAGAAAACAUCAGCGAUGGCUGUCUCUGCCAUCAGGAAUUGGUGGAAUACCUGCCAGUUGGACAAAUCGGACACCAAUGACUCCAACACAGAGGAAGAUGAGGAGGAACUUGCAAGGAGGAGGCGGUUAUCUAUAAACCUAAAUCAGACUCUGCGGACCAGGCAGCUGCUUGUAGACUUUGAUGGUGGCCGACCUAUUUUGAGUCUCAGAGCACCGCUGGACCUGGUUAACUUCCCAUCUAUCUGCUGCCCCCGUUGGCCCAUAGAGUGUGAAGUCAUCACCGACAUUAUCCAUCACAUAGAGUGGGAGCCCCCAGAGCCAGAACCUUUCUACCAGCCCACAGGACAUGAGAGGACACCUACGCCAGUUGGAGAGGAGAUGGGGAAAGUGGUAUACUGCAGUGACCAUGCCACUAAGCGUCCCUAUUUCACCUGCUCUCGUGUUGGAGGAUGCAGGGUGCCGAUUAAGAGCACCACUUCUCAUGACAUCAACCAGACAGACUUCACCCUUGAGUUUGAGUCACGCUUUGAGAGUGGGAACCUUCAGAAGGCUGUGCAAGUGGGUGUCUAUGAGUACGAGCUCACCCUACGCACAGAUAUGUACACCAGAAAGCAUACGCAGUGGUUUUACUUCAGGGUCAGGAACAUGAAGGCUGGGGUGAACUACCGCUUCACUAUCAUCAACUUAAUGAAGAGCAGCAGCCUGUAUUCUCAGGGUAUGAGACCACUCCUUUACUCUGAGAGGGCAGCCAAGGAGAAAGGUGUUGGAUGGCAGCGCACCGGCUCCAAUAUCAAAUACUACCGUGACUGCAACCAGAAUACAAGGGACAACAAUGGCGACACAAAUGCCCUGUACUCACUCACCUGGACUCUCCAGUUCCCUUGUGACUCGGACACCUGCUACCUGGCCCACUGCUAUCCCUACACCUAUUCACACCUGCAGCGCUACCUUAGGCGCAUUUCUUCCAACCCAGCAGUUGCAUCUUAUUGUACACUGCGGGUGCUGUGCCACAGCCUUGCUGGGAAUGCUGUGUAUGUGGUGACAAUAACGUCCCGGGAGGGCAGCAGGGUGGAGGGCAGGACCAAGAAGGCUGUUGUGGUGACGGCCCGAGUGCACCCUGGAGAAACCAACUCGUCCUGGAUGAUGGAGGGGUUUCUAGACUUUCUGCUCGGGUACUCAGAAGAUGCCCAGCUGCUCAGAGACACUUUUGUUUUUAAGGUGGUACCGAUGCUGAACCCAGAUGGUGUGGUGGUAGGCAAUUACCGCUGCUCUCUGGCAGGCAGGGACCUCAACAGAAAUUACAAGACAUUGCUCAGGGAUUCCUUUCCCUGUGUGUGGCACACCCGAAACAUGGUGGAAAGGCUGAUGACUGAGACAGAUGUUGUUCUUUACUGUGACUUUCAUGGCCACAACCGUAAAAACAAUGUCUUCAUGUACGGUUGUAACAACCGAGGUGAUGCUUCGCAGAAGCUUCAUGAGAGAGUCUUUCCGCUAAUGAUGAGUAAGAAUGCCAGUAACAAGUUCUCCUUUAAGAGUUGUAAGUUCCGGGUGCAGAAGAGCAAAGAGGGAACAGGACGAAUCGCCAUGUGGAGACUUGGCAUCAAAAACAGCUACACUAUGGAGGCCACCUUCGGAGGAUCCACUCUGGGUGACAGGAGAGGAACACAUUUUGCUACUGGAGACCUGAAGUCCAUUGGCUUUUGCUUUUGUGACACCCUGCUGGACUACUGUGACCCUGAUCCAACAAAGACCACUUACUGUCUGACAGAGCUGGCAGCGUUGCUGAGAAAGGAGGUCAGAGAGAGAAUGGGCAAAGAUCUGGGCACUGACUGUAACAUCUCUGUGUCAGGCCUGGAAACCAGCACCAGUGGUUCAAAUAGUUCAGAUUCUGACGGACUCCCAGUGCAUUUACUGAACCAGACUGCCCAACCAGAGAAAAGUGCAUUGAAGAAGAAAAAGAAACGCUUGAGGAGUCAUAAAGAGAGGAACAGGCUGCGACCAGAGAGAGCGAAGAGUAACACACAGCCAAAGGUCCUGCAAAGCAACAUCAAAAAUAUUGAGUCCAACCUACCCCAUGAGGACACAGUUAAGGACAGCAUUCAAGAGAGGCCUGUUGGAAGACACAGGCAGAAAUGGCAGGUAAACGGCCUGAUAAGAAAAGCUGUUAUCCCUCCUUCCACCACUCACACUGGGGAGGUCAGCCAGGUGACUCUGUGGCAGGGCUGCGAGCCUGUCAAGGACAACUGUCUGGAAAACAUGAAAGCUGCAUUCCUGCGUCGCAGGGCAAAAGCCUGUCCACAUCUCGGCACAUACACAGGUGACCCAGGGAUGGAUACAGGACACUGGAGAUGCUCCUCUCAGAUGUUGCACCUGAGCGCUCUCCUUCCAUCUUCACCGAAUUUCAUUCAUUCCAACCAGCAACUGCAUCACUGCCCCAGACAAUCCCUCAUCUCCUAUAAUGUCUACAGAGGGCUGCCGCCUUCCCUUACGGCGCCCCACAGGUCUCCCUCAUCCAUGUGUGUCAUGAUGGUUCCAGACAUUAUGCCAACAAAGCGCUUGGUGUCAUGUUUCACCGCUGACAAGUUCAACGGCCGGCAUAUUUUUAGAGACAGAAGAUCUUUACGGGUCUCAGAGCGUUACUUUGUGCCUAAGAAUUCCUCCACCUCACACGCAGACACAACCAAGACCAAACGGCAGAAUGUGGAGCACGAAGAAGAUUCCUCAGAAGUGGGUUUGUCACUGGUGAGAUGUAUACCAUUUGGAGAGCAGAACCAGAGAGAUCUUCGUCUUGACAUCCCCACGAGAGAAAUAGAAUCACGCAGCAAUUUAUUUGUGCCUGUGCUGAGGAGUGCAGACCUAAGAGAAAAACGACUGUGCAAAGAGACUUUGGGGGACAAAAGGCACCUCGGUGUGUUAUUCCCUCCAUCAAAGCCUUCAAGCCUCAUGAAGAUGGAACUUGCACGUCCACAGAGUGACACUCUCGCUAGGCUUCAGGCGAAGGACAUCAGGCCUUAUCACUCUGGAAGAGAAAGCCAAAUGACUAAGGCUCCAGUGGUCAAAAGAUCAUCACAGUCUGCCCCACUGUAGGGCACAAUAUUUCUAAUCUCUCUGUUGUCUGGCCAGUGACGUAAACCUCAGGUGUUAAACGACAGAUAUGCUGGGACAAGAUGUUUAUUACCUUACUCACACACACAUCAUGACACAGCUCAAACUGCAUACAGACAGAAGUGAAACCCUCUAGUAAUAGUUUUUGAAAAUAGCUCCUAGUUUGAUGGUUAAUUAUGUGUCCCCUUUAAAAUUGUGAUGUAAUAUAAAACAGAUUUCUGCAUAAUGUUGACAGUGGUAAUCUACUUUCUGCAGUGUUGAUAUUGUCUUUAUGCUUGGAGAGUACACCGACACAAAGUCUGUGGUGCAUUACAUUAGCUGUCUGAUAAAUGAGACACAAGCUGCUGCUUUU
Messenger RNA from Micropterus salmoides (largemouth bass), 3914 nucleotides. It is a transcript of the gene agbl2, whose product is annotated as ATP/GTP binding protein-like 2. The transcript has 22 exons. The record is from RefSeq and is a predicted model, not a curated record. Bases 419 to 3544 code for a protein of 1041 amino acids. Gene Ontology annotation, molecular function: metallocarboxypeptidase activity; zinc ion binding. Lineage: Eukaryota; Metazoa; Chordata; Actinopteri; Centrarchiformes; Centrarchidae. Gene Ontology annotation, biological process: proteolysis.